UGUAAAACCUACAGCCUAGAGAGGCACUUUGAAGUCAGUCGGCUUUUCGAUGCCGGUCGGUAUAGUUGUGUUUAUAUUUAGUGUAGCAUGCAAUCAUAAUGGCUGGCAGAAUGCUAAAAUUCAUAAGGGGGAAGGGUCAACAGCCCUCUGCUGAAAGGCAGAAACUUCAAAAUGAACUGUUUGCAUUCCGCAAGACAGUGCAACACGGCUUUCCUCACAGAGCGUCGGCCCUCGCGUGGGACCCGCUGCUUCGGUUGGCCGCGCUCGGCACCGCCACCGGAGCCCUCAAGGUGUACGGCCGUCCAGGUGUCGAAUUGUACGGACAACACACAAACCUUGACUCCGCUGUUACCCAAAUUUACUUCAUAUCUGGCACAGGUCGUCUAGUAUCACUAUGCGACGACAACAGCUUGCACCUCUGGGAAAUAAACGAGAAGUCACUCGUAGAACUGAAGUCUCACACACUAGAGGGCAAAAACAAAAGGAUAUCCGCCCUCUGUGUGGAGGCCAGCGGCAAGGGCCUACUGCUGGGUACCGAGGCCGGCAACAUUUACAACCUCGAUCUCAACACCUUCACAUUGCACGAGGAUGUUAUAUACCAGGAUGUUGUUAUGCAAAACUGUCCAGAAGAUUUCAAAUUGAAUCCGGGAGCAGUGGAGGCUAUAUGCGAGCACCCUAAAGUACCGACACGCAUCCUGAUCGGCUUCAACCGGGGUCUGGUGGUACUGUGGGACCGCACCGCCGCCUCGCCCACGCACACUUUCGUCUCCAACCAACAGCUGGAGAGCUUGUGCUGGAAUGAUGACGGCGAACAUUUCACAUCAUCUCAUAACGACGGGUCAUAUGUGACAUGGGAGGUGGCGGGAGCAUCAAGCGACAGGCCCUUAAAGGAGCCCAUCACCCCCUACGGACCCUACCCUUGCAAGGCCAUCUCAAAGAUCCUUAUUAGGACCAGUGUUGACAACGAUGAGAUUAUCAUAUACGCUGGUGGCAUGCCACGAGCAUCGUAUUCAGACAAAUAUACAGUGACAGUACAGCAAGGCGAUAAGCAUGUGGCAUUCGACUUUACAAGCCGUGUGAUAGACUUCUUCACGACGACGCCUGUGCCACCUGAUGGUGCGCCGCUGCAGGAGGAGAGACCCGACACCCCCACCCUACUCUCCGCACACACCGUCAACCAAGUCGCCGCCGCACUGGUGGUAUUGGCUGAAGAGGAGCUGGUUGUAAUCGACUUAUGCGAUGAGCGCUGGCGACCACUGCGCCUUCCGUAUCUAUUGUCAGUGCACGCGUCUGCAGUCACCACCGCGCAACUUGUUGAUAACGUCGCUAACAAUAUUUACGAUAAUAUUGUUGCCGCAGGGCAGCAGCAAACCGAGAAUGUGUACUCUGAGGGGGCGUGGCCUAUCUCUGGGGGCGUGGUGGAGGGCGGAGAGGGGAGCGAGAGGCAGCUGCUGCUGACGGGUCAUGAGGAUGGAUCUGUGCGCUUCUGGGACGUCAGCGGGGUGCCCAUGACACCUCUCUACAAGUAUACAACUGCACAAUUGUUUAGCGGUGAAGAAAUAGGUGAGAACAAUGACAGUCAAAAUGACGAGGAAGAAUGGCCGCCGUUCCGACGUGUCGGUACAUUUGACCCUUAUAGCGAUGAUCCCAGACUAGCAGUCAAACGAGUUAUCCUUUGUCCUUUAUCGGGUAUGCUGACGAUUGGUGGAGCAGCCGGCCAUAUUGUCGUAGCCAGUCUCAAAACCACCGCCAGCACUGCUGAAGUUAAAUCGAUGUCAGUGAACAUUGUGUCAGACCGCGACGGCUUCGUGUGGAAGGGCCACGAUCAGCUAACCCUUCGUGCUGGUACUCACACCUUCCCGCAAGGAUAUCAGGCGAGCGCAGUGGCGCAGUUGUCGCCUCCGGCCGCGAUCACGGCGCUAGCGGCGCAGUGGGAGUGGGGCGUGGUGUGCGCCGGCACCGCCCACGGCCUGGCGCUGCUGGACGCGCUCGCCGCCGCCCCCCUACUGCACCGCUGUACGCUCAACCCACACGAUCAUUCUGGUGCCGGAGACACGCCAAUAUCGAGACGGAAAUCGUUCAAAAAAUCCCUCCGAGAAUCGUUCCGACGUCUAAGAAAAGGCAGGUCUCAGCGGCGGCAGAAUACCUCCUCCAGCCCCACCUCCCAGUCACAACCAGCGGCAAAGAAGCCAGUGGAUAAGAUAUCGGAAACAGAUGCAGAGGUGAAGCCAAUAGAGCGGGCGGUGGAGGCGCGUUCCAACGAUGACGCAUUCGGCUCUAUGGUGCGCUGUCUAUACUUCGCGAGGACAUUCCUUAUCAAUACACAAAACUCAACGCCGACGCUGUGGGCGGGCACAAAUAACGGCACUGUGUACGCCUUCACGAUAAAUGUACCCAACACAAACAAAAGGAAAGAAGAACCCGUAACGUGUCAAUUAGCAAAGGAAAUUCAACUGAAACAUAGAGCUCCAGUUAUCGGCAUCACAGUGUUAGAUGGAGCCUCAGUACCGCUGCCAGAUCCUUUAGAGGUGGAGAGAGGUGUGUCAGCGCUGCCGGAGGCUGGCACACACCGGGUGCUCAUCACGUCGGAGGAGCAGUUCAAGGUGUUCACGCUGCCAUCGCUAAAGCCGCACAACAAGUACAAGCUUACUGCACACGAGGGCGCCAGGGUGCGUCGUACAGCAUUCGCUUGGUUCGAAUGUGUGGCAGGUGGUGAGAGACAUCGUGAGUGGUGUCUGCUCUGUCUCACCAACCUGGGAGACUGUCUCGUGCUCAGUCCUGAACUGCGCCGUCAGCUCAAUGCUGCCGCUGUGCGCAAAGAAGAUAUCAACGGUAUAUCAAGUCUAUGUUUCUCAAAGCGUGGUGAAGCUCUCUACUUGCACUCGUCAUCUGAACUGCAAAGGAUUACAUUAUCUGCGACAAAGGUAACGUUUGCUCAAUGUCAUAUCCUGCUGGCGCCAUGGGCAGCCGCACUGCGAGGACCUGCUGAGGAAACUCCUCUAACCAACGGUGAACAUAAGGAAGAGACGGCGGAGACUGUGCACGAUGUGACAGCGGCGUCGGGGGACAUCACGGUGGACUCUGUGCGAGAUCAUACCAAUGCUGACCAACCAGAGCUCAACAUCAACCUGCAGAAUUCGCAAGUGAACACAAGUUCGUUGGUGGUGAAGACUACAACAAGGACGACCAUUAAUGACGGUAACGUGGACGGCGCCACCACCACCACCACAACAACCACAAACAAUACCACAACAGAAAACAUCCUAGAGCACAGUCGCGAGGAGGGAGUCAUCACGCGUAUUGAGACGGGAACGAUAACGGUGCCGGCCGGAACUGAUCCCAAGCUGAUCCUCGAGAUGUUUGACCGCCAGAGGUCGCCGCUAGCUGUGCCAGUGCCCCCCACACCCACACCCACCCCCACCGAGACACACUAGGACACGCCCCCAACACAACACACGCCCCCACACACAAACACUUUGAUACUAUUUGUAUCGAAUACGUCAUUUUUUGAAUUUUUUUUUAUUAUAUCCGAUACAAAAUAUUGAUUUUAUAUAUGACUUUUAAUAUUGAUGACUUUAUAAUCAUGUUCAUAAUAAAUAUUGUUAUUAAGAUGUCAUCGAAUUAUUAGAUAAUUUUUUUUUU
This is a messenger RNA of Papilio machaon (common yellow swallowtail), 3642 nucleotides long. It is a transcript of the gene l(2)gl, whose product is annotated as lethal(2) giant larvae protein. Gene Ontology annotation, cellular component: cytoplasm; cortical actin cytoskeleton; plasma membrane. Gene Ontology annotation, biological process: establishment of spindle orientation; regulation of Notch signaling pathway; regulation of establishment or maintenance of cell polarity. Lineage: Eukaryota; Metazoa; Arthropoda; Insecta; Lepidoptera; Papilionidae. The record is from RefSeq and is a predicted model, not a curated record. The coding region runs from base 99 to 3434 and encodes 1111 amino acids. Gene Ontology annotation, molecular function: GTPase activator activity; syntaxin binding; myosin II binding. The transcript is spliced from 26 exons.